GUUAUUAGCCCACCAUCUCACCGGCCCCCAAUUCUCCGAUUGCAUACCUGCGCGGAGAAGCCGAAGCGAGCAAGCGAUUGUGACGAAAGCGUGUCGGAGUAGAAGCUGUCCAAGAAAGAGAAGCGGAGGGCGAUGGCGGAGGAGCAGCAGCUGAGGCUGGACUUGGAUGAGCUGAGGCACCUCGAGAGCAUCGCCAAGAGGCCCCGUGUCCUAUCCCUCCUUUCCUCCGAGAUCCGUGACCUGGACGCCAAGUUGUCGAGGGUGACUGCUGUGACUGCAGCGGCACGGCAGGCUGCAGUCGCUGCGGAAAAGGUACCCGUUAAUGUUGAUGCUGUGAACAGAAGCUAUGUCACUCUUGGAUCGUUUAGUUGGGAUCAAGACAACGAUAAAAUCAAGAUUUAUAUAUCUAUUGAAGAUGCAGAGCAAGAGAAGGUGGAUACAGUUUUUAAGCCAAUGUCUGUUGACAUCAAAUUCCAUGACAUCCAUGGAAAGAAUUAUCGAUUUGCCAUUCCAAAAUUGAACAAGGAGAUAUUGCCUGAGAAGUGUAAGCUAGUGGUCAAGCCCAAUAAAGUCAUAGUUACACUUGUUAAAGCUUCCAAGGGAAACUGGUUAGACCUGCACCUUAAGGAAGACAAGCUAAAGUCGAACCUGGACAAAGAUAAAGACCCAAUGGCAGGAAUCAUGGAUUUGAUGAAGAACAUGUACGAGGAAGGUGAUGAUGAGAUGAAACGAACAAUAGCCAAAGCUUGGUCUGAUGCAAGAUCUGGGAAAACAGCUGACCCACUGAAAAAUUGCCCAUGAAAAAUCCUGAUCUCUGUAAUCACUGCUGAAAAAUUGCCCAUGAAAAAUUCUGAUCUCUGUAAUCACUGCUGUGGUUCUUUUGAGCGUCUACUCUUUUCGCCAGCAUGGGCUGAACUGUUCUUGAACUUUGUCGCACCUUAGUUGGCCUUGCAUGUGUUUAUAUUUGCAGUAUUCCAUGCUCCUUCCACGUUCGAUGCCUGGGAGCUAUAACUUGUUGGUAAUUAAAGUGUUUUUGGUGCUUCCUGAGUGA
Musa acuminata AAA Group (dessert banana) is the source of this 1051-nucleotide messenger RNA. RefSeq lists its product as uncharacterized. NCBI's taxonomy places the organism in Eukaryota, Viridiplantae, Streptophyta, Magnoliopsida, Zingiberales, Musaceae. Bases 133 to 801 code for a protein of 222 amino acids. The record is from RefSeq and is a predicted model, not a curated record. Gene Ontology annotation, molecular function: tubulin binding; ubiquitin protein ligase binding; S100 protein binding. The transcript has 5 exons.